AGAGUCGAAAUACAUCUUUACAUCACACGUCAGUGGGCACUGGGCUGUCUUCAAAGUAACACGGAUUAGACACACGCAGUUUCCUUUUACGCAAUUAUGUCUGCGUGUAACCUGUGAUGGUGAAAGACUGAUAUAGUGACUUGGCUAGGAUUUUAGUACGCGUUUGGACUAAUUUGGUGUUCAGAGCAGUUUUUGAAAUAAAUGGCGGUAUCGACACUGAAUAUGACUCCGUACUUCACAGGAUACUCUUUUCAAGGGCAAGGUCGUAUGAACCAGCUCGGGGGAGUCUUCAUCAACGGUCGGCCGUUACCGAACCACAUCCGACUGAAGAUAGUGGAGAUGGCCGCGGCGGGAGUGCGUCCUUGCGUCAUCUCGCGCCAGCUCCGCGUCUCCCACGGUUGCGUCUCCAAGAUCCUCAACAGAUACCAGGAAACCGGUUCUAUCCGGCCUGGAGUAAUCGGAGGAUCCAAACCCAGAGUUGCGACGCCCGAAGUAGAAAACAGGAUCGAAGAACUGAAGAGACAAAACCCAGGUAUAUUUUCCUGGGAAAUUAGAGAUAAACUAAUAAAAGAAGGCAUCUGUGAUAAAAACACAGCCCCGUCAGUCAGUUCCAUUUCGAGAUUAAUAAGAGGAGGCAAAAGGGAUGAAUCAGAUCCUAGAAGAAAUCACAGCAUCGAUGGUAUAUUAGGUCCAUCAUCUUGUGAAGAUUCAGACACUGAAUCUGAGCCAGGGAUAACGCUGAAGAGAAAACAGCGAAGGUCUAGGACUACCUUCUCCGGAGAUCAAUUGGAGGCUUUAGAACGCGCAUUCACCAGAACUCAAUACCCUGAUGUUUACACCAGAGAAGAGCUGGCACAAAAGACCAAGCUAACAGAAGCAAGGGUUCAGGUCUGGUUCUCAAACCGAAGAGCUCGGCUAAGAAAACAACUUAAUUCCCAACAACUAAGUGCCUUCAAUACCAUGUCUUUACAAUCAGCGUUCCCAUCCGUCCAUCAGCAAUAUGAGCCGCCAUCUACUUUCAACGCUCAAUGCGCUUCUUGGCAACAAUCUUAUUCGUCAGCCCUUGGUACAAGUUCCGUCUUGAAUUCUGCUUUAGCUCCUUCUCUCCACCAAUCUGCACUAACAGCUCCUUCAGUCUGCCAAUCGGCUCUGGCAGCCUCGUCAUUACAUCCACCUACAUCAAGCUCAUUCGCAACUGGCAACUUGACGCCUCUGUCUCAUUCUUCGGAAUUAGCAACUCCCAUUCAACCAACCGCUGACACUCCACCCAGCUCCAGUCCCAUUGCAGCCAGUCCUUCAGCGAACCAAAGCAGUGCAAUCACUUACCAGCACUCUUCCUACCCGAAUCCCAGUGAAGCUGUCUCCCACUCGUAUGGUUAUGGCGACUACUCCAAGCAAGAACAUGCCAUGUCUGCACACAAUCACUGGACCUCGAGACAACUGAGUGGUCAUCCUCAGAAUAAACUGGCAGAAGUCAGUGCUUGGCCGGAAAAUUAUAGUUCGUUUUUCGGCACCAACCCCUCUCACUACGCGUCGCACGCGCACUCCCCCACUGAAGCAAAGUCAGGAUACCCCUAUUUAGGUCAACUAGGGGGUAUGGACAUGGGGAGAGUACAUUAGGAAAUUAAUGUGGCAAUAGUUUUUCAAAUAAGAUGUGAUUCAGCUUUGUAAAUUAAUUAUGUAUUUUGAUUACAGUUGUAUAGAAUAUUAUAUAAGUAUAUGUGUGUGUUCAGGAUAGGUGUUUCAACUAUCACAUGACAAGUGCCUUGCAAAAAUAAUAUUAUGUGAAGAAACUAAUAGUACAAAAUUAGCAUAAUACAACACGUUUUUUACUGUACAAUUUUAGUGAACGGAUUCGGAUGAUAAAACUGAGUUAGUUUCCAAAGGACUCUUGAAAAAAUUACAAAGAUUGUUCUCCAAUACAAAUUGGCUGAUCGGACUUAGUAUGAAAAGUCAACAUUUUAUUCUUCUUCUUUCAGAGAAAUCUUCUUUUGGAAGUUUUAUUCCAUGUAUUGAGCAUAAUGUCAAUUAUUGAAGUGAAUAAAAAUUACCCAGUACGUAAACACGUUACAUGCACAUGCAUGAUAUCUACUUAUGACAUUUAUCAUAUUAUUUUAACUUCGAUUUUAAACAACAAAAAAUUGGAAAUACCAAUUACAGAAUUUCCUGGUAACACUGUAUCGCAGUAUGGUAUCUUUAAAUAAUAUUAUUCAAUUGUAAUAAUGUUUCUAGAAUGUAAAAUUCUUUUGUAAAUAUUCAAAGCAAUGCACCUUGAAUUUAUAGUUCAAUAUUGUGUAUCUAUAUAAGUUUGUGUAUUAUAUUUAGAGGUAUAUUCAACUGAAAGUAAAUUAACGUUUAUAGUUCCUGAUAUUAUGCACUUGUUUAUAAUGUACGUUUAUUAUAUGCAUUAGAUAUAAUUAGGUUACAAAUGUUGUUAUGUUUAGUUUUAUAACUUGUUGAGAAUUAAUCUAAAUUUAGUGAAAAUAUUUUAAAGUUGUACAAAGCCUUAAAACGAAACGCCUUAUUAAGAUGUUUAAAAAUAAUUAUAUAUUCAGAUGCCUCAUAUUUUUGUCAGAACACUUCUCAAUUCCAAAUUCAUUCAAUAAAGCCUUGAAAUGCCUUGUAUAGAAAUGUGAUGUUAUAUAUAAUUAUAAGUAUUUAUUUAAUAGGUUCUAUAUUGUAACCUAGAAUAGCAGAAUAAUAUUAAGCACCUUUGUAAAAUAACAGUUUACGUUCCCAUAAUAAAUGACUUAUAUUAAAAA
Plodia interpunctella (Indianmeal moth) is the source of this 2762-nucleotide messenger RNA. It is a transcript of the gene gsb, whose product is annotated as gooseberry. Gene Ontology annotation, biological process: regulation of transcription by RNA polymerase II; anatomical structure development. The transcript is spliced from 6 exons. Lineage: Eukaryota; Metazoa; Arthropoda; Insecta; Lepidoptera; Pyralidae. Gene Ontology annotation, molecular function: RNA polymerase II cis-regulatory region sequence-specific DNA binding; DNA-binding transcription factor activity, RNA polymerase II-specific. The record is from RefSeq and is a predicted model, not a curated record. Bases 202 to 1620 code for a protein of 472 amino acids.